Messenger RNA from Cotesia congregata, 729 nucleotides. The record is from the annotation of a GenBank genome assembly. NCBI's taxonomy places the organism in Eukaryota, Metazoa, Arthropoda, Insecta, Hymenoptera, Braconidae.
AAGACCCGUGAAUUCCCAGUCCGGGGAUCAUUUCCAUUCGACGUAACCCAGAGCCCAAUUUUCGAAAUAAUUUUGGGCAGUCAAUGCUACGGAUUAUUAAUCGCCUGCAUGUGGAUCCUCGUCUUCGACACAUUGCUUCUAGGAUUCAUCCGAUGGAUCAACGUGCAAUUGAUGAUCCUCCAAGCGAAUUUCCGUCAUUGCAAUGACAUCACUACAUCCCGCGCCAGUCUUUCAGUAUCUCAGCAAAACUACAACAUCAUCCAGGCCUACCAAUUCUUAAAAGUCCCCGAGGAGCAAGAGGAAUUCCGGUCCUUUGCGCCGUUUACUCUCGAAGAAGCUAACGUUCCAGCGGAUUCAUUUCUUCUGAGAUUCCGAGCUUGUGUCAUCCAUCAUCGACGGCUCAUCGACAAUCUCAACGACUGCAAUAGCUUGUUCACCGUUGUGUUGUUUGGGCAGAUAUUUUCAAGUUGUAUUCUCAUCUGCGUUGGACUUUUCGUCCUUGUUGUGUCGCUGCACGAAAACAGAAACAUCUUCAAAGAUAUCGUUAUGUUGGGAUAUGGAUUGGUCCAUUUAUUUUACUGGUGCAUCUACGGUGAUCAACUGAUGAUCGAGGUAAUUAUUCCUAAUUGUAAUAGUCAAUUUAUUUACGAAUGCGGCUGGGAAAAUAAUUUAUCUAGAAAAUCUAAGCGACUUAUAUUGAACGGCUUAACACAAGGAUUGACUCCUCUA